UUAUGCUAACAUCGCCAGGGCAGGCAAGGCAAGACAAGUCAAUAAUCGUCUAGACAAUAGCAACACUGGAACAUUUCCGAGACUUGUUUCCUUUCAGUGUCUAUUCCCUUGUCUCAUUACAGAGUCUAUUUUCAAACUCAAGAAAUACCAACAGUGAUGGGAAAGAAUAGGACUACCAGCUCUGGUCUUCAUCCACACUGUGAAAAAUGUCAUAACCAGAACUGCAAGGUUCCUGUAGACAUCCCGACUUCAUGCAUCUUCAUUUCCUGCCACCUGAAAUGCGGAGCUGCUUUCCACCUUUGUAAAGUGGAAGAGCAUGGUCUUCUCUGCCCUAAGGAAAUUGUACCCUGCCUUAACUCUGGUUAUGGCUGUCCCAUGACAAUGACUCGUCAAAGACUUGCCCAGCACCUAGAAGUGUGUCCUGCCAGUGUCAUCACAUGUACGCUGGAAUGGAACCGAUGGCCUGUGAACGAGACUGAUACCACCUUCUACAGGAACGCCCUCCAAGAUCCGAACUGCGCGAGUCAGUUGGAUCUUGCUAUGGCCCUUAGGGAUCAGAAGCUUCUGUUUAGCUCAAUUCAGAUGAAGACACUCUUCCCUGAGUUGAUAGAGAAGAUGGAAGAACCUGAAGUUCCACUGGAUGGUGCUGUAGGAGGUGUUGAUCCAGAGCGCUGCGAGUCUCAGAACAUAAACCCGGAAGAGAUGCUGGAGAUUAGUCUUAAUGGGGAAGAGGUACAAGAACUAACACAAGAAGAAAGGUUGGCCCUGGCUAAGAGUAAAGAUGUGGCCUGCUUGGAGAACUACGGGAUGUGGGAGAGAAUGUUUGCAAAGGAGAAGGAAGGAUGCAAGCAAACUGUGAAGAAUUUAGAAGAUAAAAGUUGUCAGACUAAGGACAAGGAAGACCCCAAAGUGACUCCUCAGAAUUCAAAUGAUGCAGAGAUUGCCAGGACAGGUUUAGCCCCUUGGCAAGAUGGUGUUCUUGAUAGACUACGUAAAGAGGUUAACGUGGCAGAGUAUAAUAUGUAUCUGGUGCACAAUGGAUGUAUGCUUAUCAACUUUGGCCAGCUAGCUGCUUGCACACCUAAAGAGAAAGAUUUUGUUUAUGGAAAUUUAGAGCCUAUUGAAGUUCAAACCAUACGCUCUUUCAACGUGCCGAUCAGCUUCAGAGCCAAGCGUAGUCACCUCAAGGAUCCCUCACAAAUGGUUAAGAAGACAGACCAAAAUGUGGACACAUCUGAUUUAGGCAUUGCCAUUGAAGAGCUCCCAAAGGCGAAUGAAGUAGAGACCACACUGCUGUGCUGUCUAGAAAGAGAACUAAAAGGUCAUCAGAUUUCUGAGACUGUUGGAACCGACGGGUUGUAUGUUGACUUUGGCACCCAGACCUAUGAUUUCCAUUCUGCUCCAUUCAAAAGUGAUGCAUCUUUGGCCGAUGUUGUCGCGGACCAGCCUCAAAACCUACAUGUGCAGAUUCAGACCGAAUGUGUGACUAGAAGACACAAUAAAUCCUGCUCAGCCUUUACUUACCUGUGCUGUCAUGCCUUCAGGCGUGAUGAAUACCCCUGGCACUUUAGGAACGUGCAUGGAGACAUACAGUCAUGUCUUACUGGCUGGUUUUUACAGCGGUGCCCGCUGGCUUACCUUGGUUGCACCUUUAGCCAGAAGCAAUUUCGACCAUCUAAAUAUCGGGCUACCAUAAGCUAUGAUACAGAUCUUAGCACUUUCAUCUUACAACCAAAGGUGGCAGCGUCACUCUACAAAGGAGUAAAAACCGUUAGCAGUGAACGCAAACGAGCAAGAAAUCUAGAUUCUCUGAGCAGACUUCCUUUUGAGAUCUUACAACACAUAGUGAGUUUUCUGGAUAGUAUGUCUUUGGGUCGUCUCUCUCAGGUUUCCCAGCUAAUGAGGGAAGUGUGCAGCACUGUUGUUCAGCAGAAGGGCAUGGUGUCCCUCAAAUGGGAGAAAAAGACAUAUUCUCAUGGUGGAUUUACCUGGAGGGCCCGAAAAAAGGCAUGGGAGUUUAGCAGUCUGUUCUCUCCAGUGGAUAAAUGGGUCUUUGAAGACAUGCCUCCCAUGGCAGAGCACCUGAAGGUCUGUCCUUUCUACCACAAAGAGAUCAGAAGUGAACCUGUGGCGUUACCCAGCAUGACAGAUGUCCAGGAGAGAAGAGGAAAGUUCCAGACUCUUGUCAAUAGUGUCUUCAUUUCUGACAAGACACAUGAAGAAUAAAAGACAAGCUUGUAGCACAAGCUGUCGACAUAUCAAAUAAAAGCAUGCUGCAAGCAGUGACCUCAUUACAUAUCUUCUAGUAGAAUUAAUGCUUUAGUCAGUGUCAACUUUGAACGGAUUUUCUUUUUUGGGUAAACUGUUCUAACUAUUGGCAGGUCUUUGCUGACCUCUAGUGGCUGAAAAAUACACCGUUAUAUACGCAUGCUUCAAAAAUAAACUUAAAGGGGUAGUUCGUCCAAAAAUAAAAAUAGUCGUCAUUUAUUCAUGUUCAUGUUGCUCCAAACCUGUAUACAUUUAUUUCAUCUGCUGGACACAAAAGAAAAUAUUUUGAAGAAUGAUAGUAACCGGUAGCCAUUGACUUUUUCUGUACUGUAGAAGUCAGUGGCUUAAUGCAACCUGAGGGUAAAUGAUGACAGAAUUUUCCUUUUUGGGUGAACUAUUACUUAAUAAUAUAUAUUUAUAUUUAGUAAGAUGCCAUAGACUAAGUGCGAAAAUGCUUCUAUUUUGCAUUUAAUACUUGGUUCAUUACAAAUUUUACUGUCAUCAUAACAAUUUGAUUUAUAUGUUUAUAAAACAAAACAAUGUCUUUUUUUUGUCCUUGGAUUAUUGACAGCAACACUCAACUGUAUAAAAUCUUCAGUUGUUCUAUAGCAUGAUUUUAAAAUCUGUACAAAUCAUCACAUGAUCAAUGCACACAUUUACCUAAUCAGUGACCUAUAUCUUAAAUAUUUCUCAAAUUUAUGUCUUUACAUUUUUUUUUCCCAUUAUAAAAGGUUAGUUCCAUCAUAAAGUUCCAUCAAAAAGAUUAUUUAUCUCUUCUAUAUAUAUAUUCAUCCAUUAUCCUCAUAUCCCCCAAAGUCCCCUCACUUAUAAAAACCAGGGAAGUACAAAGCUAAUAAAUGUAUGCCUUUGUUACAAUACAAUGUAUAUAAUUACCAUCCAUAUUUUCCAUCUCUAUAGCAUGUCUGACAUUUCUGGGUUGCGUAGUUUAUUGAUGACCUCUGACAGCAUGCGGUUGCAUAGGGCAGUGGAGGGGUUCAAGAUCACAGCCUGCUGCCGAACAAACUCACUGCCUAGAGCUGCUGCCUUCUCAAAGUCCACCCAAACCUCCUCAUCAUGACCCAACAACCUUAGAAGGAGCCCACGCUGGACCAGAGCCUUGCAAGCUGAUCGCCCAACACUGCCUCUGAGAGUUCAGUGAGAUUACCCAAAAAAGUAACUAAACACUUCACACUUGUUUAAACCCAUACAAUUUUAUUGUAGAAAUCUAUAAAUGUUGUAGAAACUUAAUUUUCUGUAAAGUUGCUUUGUAACGAUUUGUAUCGUAAAAAGCGCUAUACAAAUAAACUUGAAUUGAAUUGAAUAAUUUCUAUUC
Molecule: messenger RNA, 3601 nt
Organism: Cyprinus carpio (common carp)
Lineage: Eukaryota; Metazoa; Chordata; Actinopteri; Cypriniformes; Cyprinidae
Product: F-box only protein 40
Cellular component (GO): cytoplasm
Molecular function (GO): zinc ion binding; protein binding; ubiquitin protein ligase activity
Source: RefSeq, a predicted model, not a curated record